UUAACAAAAUGGCCCCAAUAUUUCGGAGCCUUUCAGUGUCUAGCCUGUCCUCGUACAGGCCCCCACCAACAAUUUCAAAAACUUAUUCAAUUAAAAGUUUGGACGAUGUAAGUGGAUCACCAAAAAUUCAAUAUAUUUAUUUUUACCCUUAUUAUCGUUCAUAUUAUCCUUCUUAUCGAUAUAAUAGUGUUAGGACAUAUGUUAAUUUUUAUAAUAGACAUUAUUCUAAUUGGCCAGAACAUCAUUUUAAUUAUCCAUUCAGUAAUUAUAAACCUCUUUCUUUCUAUGGCAGUUACACUUAUGCCCCUUAUAAAAGCUACAAAAACCCAUCAGGCUAUUAUUAUGGUUGGUAUAAUGGACCUUUAGAUUAUUAA
Molecule: messenger RNA, 374 nt
Organism: Meloidogyne enterolobii
Lineage: Eukaryota; Metazoa; Nematoda; Chromadorea; Rhabditida; Meloidogynidae
Source: the annotation of a GenBank genome assembly